AUGGGCGUUUGGGAGACUGAUGAUGAGUAUCUGAGUGGGCCGGCUGCUACUUCGCUGCCGACCCCUUUGGAUACUCCCUACCGAACACCUUCAAGGACAUCGAAAAAGUCACGGCGCUCUGUUACACCUCCAGGACCAGAUUCUUCCCCUCCUCAGCUACCGAAUGACAUGGGCUCCAAAAGAUCAUCCCGGAAUGUCACAACCGAUGAAACGAUUAGCAUACUGGACCCUCGACGAUUUACUCCCACCCUGCACGCCAACUUGGUGUCGGAGAUUUUGAACCUUCGUCGAGAUCAGGAGGAGAAGACCCGACAGAUAGAAACGCUCGAAACAACUCUGCACGCAGCAAAAGAGGAAAAGGACACACUGAAACAGAACCUCACUGAAACGGGCAAAGAGAGCAGAUCUCUCAAGCGGCAACUUUCUCUCCUCGAAGGUGGAUCUUCCUCAGCACUGGGAGAGUUGGCCCGCGAGAGAGAUGAUGCUGUCGAAUCUGUCGCUGAUACGAGAAAGCGAUUGGAGACUGCACAGAAGAAGAUUCGAAUUCAAGAAGAGGAUUCGGUCAGAGUCCACGACUUAUGGGCUCAGGAGAAGGAAGGCUGGGAGAACGAACGACGGAAGUUCGAACAUCGGCUUCACGUUGCAGAAAGUCGCCUGCAAAUCGUUCUCGAUGAAUUCGCCGCAUAUCAACAAGCCCAGUCGAAGAACACACAUGGUGGGACACACCAAGGAGCGACUCAUGGCCACGAUAGUGAUGCUGAGGAAAGUGGCCGCGAGAACGAUGUCACCAGCAUAAGAACUAUGAGCAUGACCAACAGUGUUCGUUUUUCCAUGGCAAGUGGCAUGGGAGUGUUGAGAAUGAACGGCAACACCUUGGCUGACGAACUGAACUUUGACGAUGAAGACGAGCAAAGUGACUUCGACAAUGGCCGGGAAAGCGCCAUGUCAAACUACGCACAGUCUUUCCAUACACGAAAUCUCAGCCGAGACAGCCCUGUAAAGCGAUUCCAUGCUCGAAACCAGAGUUUGGAAAGCAUCAAGAGGACAGGAAGCGUAACUCGCGGCCGACUUUUCAUGAAUGAUCCCGUGCCAGAAGCAUUGGAGGAUGAAGAGAACGAGACCCUCAUCGUCACUGCUCCCAAAGUUUCGUAUAUCGACACUGGAAUUCAGUACUCGCCACCACCUUCACCUAAGCUAUCUCCUGUGAAACCUGUGACACCCGAGCGUCUGACGCGUACUAAGCCCUCUGAGGUCGAGUGUUCUCCUAGAGAUGGCGAGAUUGAGGCCAACCAACGCCGCAAGCGUGUCCAUCGCCCACUCAGUUUCGAGCCUCCUGCGGCUCGCCAAGUUAUGGUCUCAGCCGCUGUCCAGACGAGCGAAGAACCAUUGGCACCCCCUAUGACUCCCAAAUCACCUACUCGUCCACCUCCACCACCCCCAGUGCAGUCUCCCGUGGUUGAAAAACCUCUGAUGGUCACGUCCUUUACACAGACUGAUAGUCCACCUGCUCCCCCAUCACCAGCUGCACCCGGUCGCUUGCCAUCUCCUCCCCCGCUUGCAAUUCCCAGUAUCAGCGUCCACCCUCCCAGUAGUCGCCCUAGCACACCUAGGGAACCUCGGUUACCUGUUCUUCACAAAGACUUUGGUUGCCAAGUCAAGUUGUCUGAAUCAACAUCAACAGCCGAGGCAGCCGUACAAACAGAAGGCAUCCAGACAGACAAGCGAAUGGCUCUACUUCCUCCUCAUCUUCAGCCAUCUGCUAUUUCAUCGCGGCCUUCCUCACCCAACCCAUCAUCUGGCAUUGACGUAACAAAGAACUUUACACCUAUCCCUGGCAACGUGCCGCCACGAAACCCACGUCGGUUGGGUAGGCAGAGCUUCAGUGACCAACCCUCAUCUCCGAUAUCCCUGCCCGAGGACGAUAGCUUUCAUGAUGUGUAUCCUGGAGGCAACGACGAUGGUCCCCUUUCUGGCCAAAGAGCUCCAAUGAGACGGCCACCUCGCUUUAGUAGCCUUUUUGCUGGCUUUGAUGGAGGAAGCUCUGAUGAAGUGGAUGAAUUUGGCGAUGCUGAUUUGAGUGAUUUGGAGUAUCGAACGGCCUUAUCUGCACCUCGUCCCAAGUCUAUUUCGAGCCGUUUUGGCAAGCGUAGCUCAACAGGAACGACAACAACCAUUGGCACUAUCCCGACAUCUCCUGAGCAGAUCAUGGUACGUCAAGGGCCUCGAGUUACUACGGAGCUUCACCAGCCUUUCACGGUGAAAUCUGGAAAAAGUUUGGAGAAGAGCCCUGCUUCCAUGCCACCCAAUCGAGCCAGCGUCAUGCGCAAAGCAGCCAUGAUACAGAGUGGUAUUGCCAGUCACCAGGGCCGGCCAAGAAGCCCCAGCCUGACCGACAAAACUCCUCCCCCAUUCCCUAUUCCUACCAGAGCCAGCUCUAGAAACGUCCCAACGAGCACAAGCGCUCCUAGUGAUGGUCAGAGAAGCCCAACGCGAGGUGAUUUCUUCCAGCGUCGUGGAUCAGGUCGCAUCUACCGGGCUGGCAGUGUACGAAAAGUCCGAUCUGCUGCUGCAAUGCCUCGUCAUCAACGGCAUCGCAAGCAAGAUAGCCGAUCAACUGCUCCAUUGUCUCCUUCUACCGAAGCCCCUGAGAGUCCGGGUCUUCCUCCCCUGCCCAAGAACGACAUUACAACUCCUCGCUCUCGUGCUCGCCAUAGCGAUCAGUACAGGCACCAGCACAAGCUCUCCACUAACACGGACAACACCUUUAACACCUACAAUACCGGAAAUACUGGAAACACACUCAACACCUCCAGUACCGACCCAGCCUCCACACAGAGCGCUGCUCAGAGCACGAGUGUAGUAGACGCUAUUGCUCAGACCAUGGUUGGCGAGUGGAUGUUCAAGUAUGUUCGCAGAAGAAAGUCUUUUGGUAUGCCUGAGAGCAACGGCAAGGAUGAUACUGGCAACGAUCGCCACAAAAGAUGGGUUUGGCUCGCCCCUUAUGAGCGAGCUAUUCUGUGGAGUAGCAAGCAGCCAGCCUCCGGUAGCGCCCUCUUGGGCAAGGCUGGUCGAAAAUUGACGAUCCAAUCCGUACUAGAUGUCAAGGAUGACAACCCUCCACCAAAAGGGGUGACAUCAGUUUUCAACCGAUCUAUUCUAAUUCUGACACCACAAAGGGCUUUGAAGUUCACAGCCGACUCUGCUGAACGACACUACAUCUGGUUAACAGCAUUGUCUUUCCUCGCACACUCGUCUCAAGCCGUCCCUGAGAAUAUCGCAACACCACCGGCUAUCCAAAAUACACCGAUGCCUGAGUUUGAAGCACCCCAACCAAAGUUGAAACGUGGUGGUAUAAGAGACUCUAUUCGUCUUGCCAAGGGACGCACUGUUGGCCGUGCUGCGCCGCCCAGUAUUCCAAGCAUCCCAAGUAUGCCAUCUUCACAGGCUGGAGAUAUGGCAAACUUUCCAACGAUCGAACCUCCUGGAGGAUUUACAAGUCGGGAUGAUUCGAUAGAUGCAGCACAGCCCCCAUUGAUACCACGCUUCCAUGAUCGUAACCAGGCUGCGACUCAUGGUCGCAAGCGGAGCAACACAGGCGGCCAUGUACCGCCACCGCUUUCUUUCCGAGGGUUCUCUGGUCCCAUCACAGGUCAUCAGUCAGCCAACAGUACCACUGAUCAUAGCAUUGGUACGGCAGGUUCUUCUGAUAUCUACCAGUCCCACGCAUCGAGUAAUGGAGCUUGGGCGAUGAGCCAAACAGGCUCCCAGCGAACAUCAGAAACCUCAUCUCAUCCAGGCAACUUCUUUGAUGCCAUCGGCACUGUACGAAUGGAGGCUUUCAUCAGCCCAUUGGCAUUCUCUCAAAUCAACAGCCAUCCUAACGAUCAAGACCAAUUCCGACACUCACUUCGAAGGCGAAGCAAGGAACAACGAAGACGAAGGAGUCGAAGCCGACACCGAGAUAGUUACAAUUCUCGCAGCACCCGCACAACAAACGACGACUACUAUCACGGAAGCAGAACAGCCGGAGAGGAAGACUUCUUCCGUGACGACCCUUUUAGGGGAUUCUAG
Fusarium graminearum PH-1 is the source of this 4071-nucleotide messenger RNA. RefSeq lists its product as uncharacterized. Gene Ontology annotation, biological process: microtubule cytoskeleton organization; establishment of mitochondrion localization; dynein-driven meiotic oscillatory nuclear movement. Bases 1 to 4071 code for a protein of 1356 amino acids. Lineage: Eukaryota; Fungi; Ascomycota; Sordariomycetes; Hypocreales; Nectriaceae. Gene Ontology annotation, cellular component: cell cortex; mitochondrion. Gene Ontology annotation, molecular function: phospholipid binding; tubulin binding. The transcript has 2 exons. The record is from RefSeq and is a predicted model, not a curated record.